CCAAGCACGCCCUAGUCUAGUCACCGCUUCCUCCGUUCGCCCGCGCCUGUAUCCUCUCUUCCCCUCCACUCCCAACCCCCCUCUGGAGCGGAGCGGAGAUCCAUCUGGAUCCGGUCCCCAUCUCCCGUCGACGAACCCUCGCUAGCUAGCUCGGAUUAGGAUCAGUUCCCGUGCGUGGCGGCCGCGGAGCAGAGCAGGCGAGGCGACCGCUCUGGCUAGAUCGGAUCGAAUCCCGCCGCCGCGCCCGUCCCGCACGGCGUGGCCGAUGACCGCGUCCCCCCCCCAGCUAUCGACCGACGGACUCGCCGGGUCCCCGCUCGCCGUGGCCAGCCCCUCCCCUCCCCCGCGCCGGAUCGCGCAUCGGCUUGGAGGCCCCUCGGGGCCGCCGCCGGUGCGGGAGCCGUCCGCGGCCGCGCGGGCUGGGGACCGAGCGGCGGGUUUCGAUCGAGGGCUUUCUCGCUCGGGCCGGCGCGGGAUCGGAUCUGAGCCGCCGUCCAUGGAUUCUUCGCAGCUUGCCUGCAUCUUGCUUAGGAUUUGGUACUACUACCUCGGUCCUGGUUCAUUGGUCCCUUGCAUACUCUCUCUCCCUCUCUCUCUCUCUCCCUCGGUGUGGACGCCCGCACCUAAACCCUAACCCGAAUCAGGGGAGCGCUCGUUGCCGGAUCGCUGAACCAUCGUCCCGGUGGCCACACCGCUACAGCGCCGCCAGCCACCGCCGCUCCACUGGCUUGGAUUUGGUUGCGGCGUGGGCUUGGAACCGUACGGUGUUGUCUGAUGUGUGUUCCGCGCUGGGAGGUUUGGUCGGUUGACGCCAGGUAUGAGCAGCUCCUGAGCCUGAUCGCUCCAUGCGUGCACGCAUGCAUGUAUGUAAUGGGUACUACUCCCUCUGUAAAGAAAUAUCAUGGUCAUGUUGCUUGGCGUGCAACCUCUUUUCUCACCAGAGAAAAUAGUGGCGGGGCGAUGAUGAAGAUUGUUGCUGAAAUAAUCAUGUCUUGAGCAAUCAAGACAGCCGUCGUGGUGGUGGUGGUGGUGGUGUGUAUGGGUACUAAGAGCAUCUACAACCAGACUCGCUGGCUAAUUGCCGACUCGCUGGCCCAUCGUUUGGGGGGCCGCCCUCUCAGUCCCGUCGCUACGGUGCCGCCAGCCACUGACAUUCCAUUUCCUUGGAUCCGGUUGUGGCGUGGGCUGGGAACCGUACGGCGUUGUCUGAGAGGUGUCCUCCGAGCGAGAGGUUUGGUCGGUCGAGCCAGGUGUGAGCAGCUCCUGAGACUGAUGGAUGGAUGGAUGGCCACAACAGAGGCGACACCAGGUGAAGGGUGGACUCCUUCUGGAUGUUGUAGUCAGUGAGGCCGCGGCCACCGUCCAGCUGCUUACCGGCAAAGAUAAGGCCCUGCUGGUCAGGGGGGAUGCCCUCCUUGUCCUUGAUCUUGGCCUUGACAUUGUCAAUGGUGUCAGAACUCUCAACCCCAGAGUGACGUAUGCAUGCAUGUACUCCCUCCGUUCCGAAUUACCUGUCGCAGGUAUGGAUGUAUCUAGAUGUAUUUUAGUUCUAGAUACAUACAUUUCUGCGACGACUAAUUUGGAACAGAGGGAGUAUGUGUGUAUCAUGUUGUGGCCGAAAUCAGUGUUUUGACCCUUUUUGGAAAAGAUCAGCACAAAAUGAACCUUGUUGGUAACUUAUCUGAGGCGAUGAUGAUAAAACAUGGCUGACAUAAACUUGUCUUCGAUUAUUCGAGGAGCUGUGGGCAUCAAAAACCCACUCCCCCCUCUUUUAGAACCUUUUCAUUCUCACCGAGUAUUGACGGCUCUGUCUUGGAUGGUCAUUCUGUUGAGUGAUAACCAGAGGAGCCUGACUUCAUUGGUGGGGGUUGAUCUGGUGAAAGAAGAUGGUGGAGCUAGGUUGUAUGAUCUAUCAAAGGCGAAUCUGAGCCCUC
Messenger RNA from Triticum dicoccoides, 1934 nucleotides. RefSeq lists its product as uncharacterized. The transcript has a single exon. Bases 1277 to 1633 code for a protein of 118 amino acids. The record is from RefSeq and is a predicted model, not a curated record. Lineage: Eukaryota; Viridiplantae; Streptophyta; Magnoliopsida; Poales; Poaceae.